Tachyglossus aculeatus (Australian echidna) is the source of this 2448-nucleotide messenger RNA. RefSeq names its product angiopoietin 1 (gene ANGPT1). The record is from RefSeq and is a predicted model, not a curated record. The coding region runs from base 1 to 1500 and encodes 499 amino acids. The transcript is spliced from 9 exons. NCBI's taxonomy places the organism in Eukaryota, Metazoa, Chordata, Mammalia, Monotremata, Tachyglossidae. Gene Ontology annotation, molecular function: receptor tyrosine kinase binding. Gene Ontology annotation, biological process: Tie signaling pathway; angiogenesis.
AUGACACUUUUGCUUUCCUUUGCUUUCCUGGCUGCUGUUCUGACUCACAUAGAGUGCGGUAACCAACGCCGAGGUCCAGAAAACAGUGGGAGAAGAUUUAACCGGAUUCAGCACGGGCAGUGUGCCUACACUUUCAUUCUUCCAGAGCAAGACGGGAACUGUCGUGAGAGUGCGACAGACCAGCAGUACAACACAAAUGCUCUUCAGAGAGAUGCUCCUCACAUGGAUCAGGAUUUCUCUUCCCAGAAACUGCAACAUCUGGAACAUGUGAUGGAAAACUAUACUCAGUGGCUGCAAAAACUCGAGAACUACAUUGUGGAAAAUAUGAAGUCGGAAAUGGCCCAGAUUCAGCAGAAUGCAGUUCAGAACCACACGGCCACCAUGCUAGAAAUAGGAACCAGCCUCCUCAGCCAGACAGCAGAGCAGACCAGGAAACUCACAGAUGUUGAGACGCAGGUCCUAAAUCAAACAUCUCGACUUGAAAUUCAGCUGCUGGAGAAUUCAUUAUCAACAUACAAGCUAGAGAAACAACUGCUUCAACAAACUCAUGAAAUCCUAAAAAUUCACGAGAAAAACAGUUUGCUAGAGCAUAAAAUCAUGGAAAUGGAAGGGAGACACAAGGAAGAGCUGAUCACUCUGAAGGAGGAGAAACAGAAUCUGCAAGGUUUAGUUUUCCGGCAAACUAACAUAAUCCAGGAGUUGGAAAAGCAGUUGAACAGGGCAACGAACAACAACAGUGCUCUUCAGAAGCAACAGCUGGAGUUGAUGGACACAGUCCACAGCCUUGUUAACCUGUGUACUAAAGAUGGCGUUUCACCAAAGAGUACAAAAAAAGAGGAAGAAAAGCCAUUUAGAGAUUGUGCAGAUGUGUAUCAAGCUGGUUUCAAUAAAAGUGGAAUCUAUACUAUUUAUAUUAAUAAUGUACCAGAGCCUAAAAAGGUAUUUUGCAACAUGGAGAUUGCUGGAGGAGGUUGGACAGUCAUCCAACAUCGAGAAGAUGGUAGCCUGGAUUUCCAAAGAGGCUGGAAAGAAUACAAAAUGGGUUUUGGUAAUCCAGCUGAUGAAUACUGGUGGGGGAAUGAGUACAUCUUUGCAGUAACCAGUCAGAGGCAAUAUUCUCUACGAAUCGAAUUAAUGGAUUGGGAAGGAAACCGGGCCUACUCACAAUAUGACCGAUUUCACAUAGGAAAUGAAAAGCAGAAUUACAGGCUGUAUUUAAAGGGCCACAGUGGGACAGCAGGGAAGCAGAGCAGUCUGAUCUUACAUGGUGCCGAUUUCAGCACUAAAGAUGCUGAUAAUGACAACUGUAUGUGCAAAUGUGCCCUCAUGCUAACAGGCGGCUGGUGGUUUGAUGCCUGUGGUCCUUCCAAUCUAAAUGGAAUGUUCUAUACUGCUGGACAAAACCAUGGAAAACUGAAUGGAAUAAAGUGGCACUACUUCAAAGGACCCAGCUAUUCCUUACGUUCCACAACUAUGAUGAUUCGACCUUUGGACUUUUAAAAGCAAAACACCAGAAGCACAUCAAAUAGUGAAAAAAUCUAGUGAGAUGACCAGAUGAAGAACUUCUUGUAUACACUUCAGGAGGACCCAGCAUAUCUUCUUCCUAGCAAACAAAUAGUAGUUUCACAAAGGGGCAGUGGUUCUCUUCUACCAUUUGUGGUCUGUUGUUCUUCAAACAAGUUUAUCCACUUGAGGGGCUGGGUCUGGAGAGCCUGGUCAAAGAGAAUGUCGCUGUUUGACUUUACAAGAGGAGAGAAGUGUAGGAAAAUAUCAUUGUUUCAGCUACUACAACUGGAUUUUUCUUUGAAAUGCUGAUUAUAAGACCGAAAAUGCAUUUUUUCCACAUAAAGCACUGAAAUAUGAACGUGCAUGAACAAAAUCUACUCUGGAAGAACAGAAACCAGCCUGCCAUAUAAGCCAUUAUGAUAAAUUAUUGUUAGCAGUGGAAUGGCAUUUCAUCUAUGCAAAAGUACUACAAAUGAACCUAUAUAUUAUUGCACAACUACAAACAAAAAAUGAAGAACACACCCAACUCUGCCUUUGGAACGAAACCUCAAAGGAUGGGUUUCUGAAGCCAGCAGAUAAUUACCUUGAGCAUACCAUCAGUUUAAUUACCUUCAGUGUAAAAUUUCAUAAACCAUAAAGAAAGAUAUUAUAGAAAUGAAGACAGUGAGAAGUGGAGUACUUUCUUGCUUUAAGGACAAAACAAACAGAAAAGUGGCUUUAUCCUUGAGCUGUGAUUGAGGAUGUGAUUAGAAAGUGUUUUUUUCUUCUAUUGCUGAAACUUUUGUGUACAUUAAAAUAGACUGAAUAACAUGGGAAAAGCUGUAAAGAAUGUGAAAUUUAUCAUGUUAUUUUGCAAACCUAAUUGCAUGUAAUAUUUUAUUUGAAAGUAUACUGGAAAGCAGUAUUUUAGAGUGUAUAAAAGUAAAUUCAACAUCUUGCUUA